AAUUGUCGUGCGUGGGUGCGUAAGAUGCGUGCACGAUUUACUGUGCGUGAUUCUGCGCGAUGGGGGAAGGUUGGUGUAAUGGGUGGGGUCUAAACGAUGAAUCCCUUCUCUUCUCAUAUCUGAUUCGAUCUGAUUCGAGUCAGUUUCGAGUGGUCUACCAGUAUCCUUUGUAUUUGACGCGUAAUACUACAUUCACCGAUAUCCAUGUAAUGGCAGCAUUAUUAAAUAAGCAUGAAGCAAAUAUUAGUUACAGAUCGUAGAUGUCUGAAAACUAAUCAAAUCUUUUAUAAUUUUCAAACACAAAUCUUUAAAUCAAACUGUUGGGUACUUCAAUAAUUUACAAGAGUUCAUUAUAGUUUUCAAGAGUAAUUUUUAUAGUUCAUCUGUCAAGAUAACGAACGUAUUGCGAAAUUCUACGGAAGAGGUGUGGAAAUCUUAUCAGGAUUAUCAGCGCUACGUUAGAUGUACUGACCUAAGUUGUCUUAAUUUAUAUCCUGUGUAAUGUGAAUGAAUUUUGUGCCUAACAUUCCUAAAUCGCAGGAAAAUAUUUGGCAAAUGUACAGAAAAUUCGCCCUUCGCCUAAUACUUAUCUGAAUCAUUCAACUGAUCGUCUGCAUGGAGGUGUUCACUGUAUAAACAUAUCAAUAUUGGAAAUCGAAAAUUUGCUGUUUAAAUAAAAUGUAAUUCGUUUAAUGGUUAUGAUGAAGUGAUUACAUCUGCAUAUUUUUACACAUUUUCUGCAUUUAUAUAUGUUAUAUAUAUGAUAUAUAUAUUUAAUACAUAACAUAUAUAAUCAUAUUAUAAUAUAUUUAAAUAGAUAAAUUAUUUAUUCAUAAUGGAAAAAAGAAGUAUCAGUGGAAAAGAUAUUUUAAGAAUGGAUGGUCUUUUACCACCAACUCGACGCUUACCUGUCUGUAAUGCUGUGACUUCUACAGAUAAAAAAAAAGAAAAAAAAUGGUCAAUUGGUGGAAUUUUGAAAAGAAUAUCAUCAAUUCGGGAUUAUGAUAGUUCUUCCAAUGAUGAAGAAAUUGUAUAUUGUACAAGACAACCAAAACCUCGCACAGUAUUUAAUAGAAAAUUACAUAAUGUUGUGCUUCAACCAAUUGAAAAGAAUUCAAAUCAACAUUUAAAUAUUAACGAUACUACAAAGUCAAUGGAUAUAACAAACUUACAAAAAGAUUCUUUGAAUUCUCGUAGUAGCGAUGGAUCAUUGGAUGGAUUAAGUAAAAAAGCAAGGAAAAAUAAAUUAAAAGCACGAGUAGAAGCAAAACGAGACCGUAUUUGUGCAGACAGUAGUUCAGAUGAAGAUUCACGUAAAUCUUGUAAUUCAUUGACAAGAUAUCAAAAUGAAAUUGCUGCACAUAGUACGCAGAAAAAUAUUUCUUGUAAUAGAAAAAGUCGUGCAGCACGUACUGAACGUUAUAUAAAACGUUUAUCAAGAGAUGAAGGUCACAAGUUUCCAGAAAAUUUAAAUAAUAUAACAAAUAAACGCACCAGUCUUGAUUUCAUGAAUGAAGAACAAUCCUCUGUUUCUAUAGGUGCAAAUGAACCAUUUCAAUUUUCAGAACAAUGCUAUAUCAAUUAUUCUAACAGUAAUACCUUCCCAAUAAAAAAAUCUGCUGAAAAUCUACGACAAUCUGGAUUGAUUGCACCUAAUUUACAGACAAAAUCGUCUACUGAUCUCACAAUGAGCCAAUAUAUAACAGAUUUAAACCAAAAUAAUACUUAUGCAAAACCAAAUGUUUCAUACAGAAAUAAAAACAAUUUAAAUCAAGAAGAAAAUAAUGUUUUCAAUUUAUCUAUGGCUAGUAAUACAAUUUAUGCUAAUCCAUAUGAUUAUACGAGAAAUCAUCAGUUUGCAAGUCGAAGUUCUUCUCCACCUGAACCUCCACCAAGAGAUCCACGUUGUCGAAUUUUUACUUAUGGUUGUAAUUCUUUUCCAUUGAAUGAAAACUUUGGUGCAAUAAAAUACGAUGAUACUUUACGUACUAAAAUGAACGAUAUACAUGAAGUUACUAAAGAUCAUGUAAAAAGUUUAAGAUCCUAUGAUUCAAAUAAUGAAAUCAGUUGGUGUGGCUCGACUAAACAUUGUCCACGACGUCCAUUGUCUCUAACUGUAAGCUCAACACCAUCUUGUAAUUUAUCAGAGUGUACAAACAAUAGACACAAUUCAACCGGCAGACACGUAGAUGAACCGAUGUUUAAAGAAACGGAAGCAAUGAAAUGUCAAAGGAGAAAUGAUCGAAAUGAUCAACUCACUUCAAGCUUUAAAAAUUAUGAUACCAAAAUGCGUGAAAAUAAAUUAUCUACUACUUAUAUUAAAAAUAUGCGUAAUAAUUCCGUUUCACCUACUAUUAGUAAGUCUUUGGAUAGUUCCUAUACGAAAUCACCAAUCAAAGAAAUUGCAAUCGAGAAUUUUUAUAAUUUACCAAAUGAUACAUUUGUUGACAAUUUGAAAAUGGAAGAAAAUCAAUUAAUUAGCGAUCAAGACACUUUAGAAAAAAAAAGAAGUUCUAAAAAUCUUGAAGAAGCGCUUUCUGAACUUGAAGCGAUAUAUAAUAGCCUCCGUUUAGGAGAUGAAGAUCUUCUUGAUAGAGCAGAACGACGUAGUAUGGAAGAAUUUAGUCUCCGUCAAGCAAAAACUAAUACUAUUUCAUAUAUUUCAGAAGAUUCUACAGAUAGAACGAAAGAUGAUAUGGCUUACAGAAGAAUGCAUCCUAAAGAGAGACCUGCAUCAUUGUCGGAAGUGGUUGGUCAAUCUGCACUCUCUAAUAUCAGUUAUCUGAUAGCUUCGCCUAUUUUAUCACGCAAAGAUAUAACUGAUGAUUAUCUCUAUGCUGGAAAUUGUGCAUCGCGUCGAGACGAACCAGAUGUAACACGAGACGAUGUUGUUUAUCGAAGCAUUCAACAUGCUAAUAACACAUUGAAGAUAAUUGAUCCUCAACCUCCAUUUGGAAUUCCUUUAGGACCGGUAACGGCUGCCACAGAAAGUGACUAUUUACACACCACACCAACUAAACCAGACUAUCCUCGUUCCUCAUACAUACCACAGUGCGAGCCUGACAUUGUUACCGAUGAUUUGGCUUAUAGAGCUCUUAGAAAGGAUGCCAAUACGUCGAAAAACACUGUUGAAAGUAAAAACAGUAUUAUUAGAGAUCAGGAAAUUACUUUUGGUACCAAAAAAAAACGAGCGGUUAGAUCUUUAUCUGCUAAUUUAUACGGUUUAAUUAAUCAUGAUAGAAUUCAUCUUCGAAGAGAACCUAGUCUUCAAGAGAUCAAAGAUGAAAUGAGUAACACUAUAAUAGAUAUUAAAUCUUUACCCAUACGAACAGAUAGGCGAGUUGUAAGCGAUGGUGAACUUUCCGAUUAUGAUCGAUGGCAUUCUGAUAGUUUAUUGAAAAACUCGAAAACUGAUAUAAAUGGCAAUCAUCCAGUUACAAAUGUAAAUAGAAAAAAAUUACGUGUUUACGUUUCACCAUCGACUAAAGUACAGGACUUCGAAAAUAAAAAUGAGAAUGAUACAAGAGCACAAAAUUCCAUAAUAUCUAAUGAUAUAUUACCUAAUGCAUUGAACAAUGAAUUCUGGCAGAAUUGCAUGCAAAACAAAUCUAACGAGUCAUAUAAUCAAGAUACAGAAACUGAUUUCACAGCGUACAGUCGUUUAUGCCAAGAUUUAGUCAAUUUAAUUGAAGGACAAAAUGAUAUGGAAGUGAAAUCAACUGAAGAAACACAUGUUCAUUCAGAACUUCCUGUAAUAGAUGUUUCAAAUGAUAAUAAUAAGGAGGAAGAAUCCUCAAUUUUGCAUAUUCAAUCUUUAGGUAAUCAUUAUUCAGAAAAUAAUAUUGAAAAUCGUAAAGAUAAGGAGAACAUAGAGAAACAAACAGAAAUUCUCACUAAAUUCGAAAAUGAAGAUUCUGAGAAGACUGGCGAUAAUACGUUUGAUUUCUAUCUUCGUGUCGCAGACGAGAAUGUUAAACUAAUUGCAGAGGCGUUUAGCAGUGUGGCAGAUCACUUACGUGAUAGUCGUUUAAGCCAAAAGAAUUCGCUGACGUCGUACCAUUCUGAAAUAGAAACCGAUAGUACAGCGCCCAAUACUAGUACUCGUAGCUCCAUUACUUGUAGUCAAGACGAUACAAAUGAUGAUUUGUCUAGUUCGUCAAGAAUCACUGAUAUAUUAAAUGUAGUUCCUAAAGAAGAUACAACGAUAACUUUAAACGAGGACUGCAACUUGAUAGAAUCAGAAAAGGCAAGAUCUAAUUCGCAUACCGAUCCAAAACUUGAUUUGUCCAAAGCUGUUUACGAUUUACAAUUAGCAGCAGCGAGUUUAUGCAAACAUGAAAAAGAAAUUGAAGAAUUAGAAGCAUUAUUAAAGAAAGAUGCAACCAAUAAUAUUUCUUGCAAUAAUAAUGUUUCGAUUGAAAAAGAUAUUUCGUCAUUAAAUAUUAUUGAAACAAAUUCAAUAUUAAACAACGAAAAAGAAAAAGAAAGCGAUCAAGAAAAAACUGUAAUAUCAACUGCUGUUAAACCAGAAAUUGAUGAACAUGACCCAAAUUGUGAAGGUGAGAGUACAAAAUGCAAGGAUACUUAUGAAUUGUAUGACAUUCCUCGUUCGACUGAAAUGCGUAUUUCAUAUGUUACUAACCUCAUAACAAUACUAUUUACUACAUAUUCUAUGGUUUUGCUGGCUUGUUUUCUUGCACUGCUUUUAGCGACCGUAGCAGCAUCAUGAUUGGACCCUUAACGACAAGUGUCUUAAUGCAUUUCAUAAUUAGAAGGUUUGAUCCGAAACGUUGUUAUCAUUUUGAGGCUAUUAUUAUUUGAAUCAUGUUACUAAUGUCGUAGGUCUCCCGGCACUUGAUCAUUCAUGAUGUGAACCAUUGUAUACGAGUGCAUAACUAACUGAUAUACUACGUCGUUGAGCGACAUGGCAGGACAAUUGAAUUUUAUGUAAGAUCGAGUUUCUGUGAACUAUUUCCGAAGGAAUGAUUUAUUCUUGUUGUUCUUGUUAAUAUUGUUGGUUUUAAUAAAGUUUAAAUGUUACGCUGUUGAUUUUAUUAUAUAUGGUAUUUUUCAUGUAUUUCGUUAUGAAAAUAAAGAUCUGGAUUUUAGGUUGUACCAUUA
Apis mellifera (honey bee) is the source of this 5121-nucleotide messenger RNA. RefSeq lists its product as uncharacterized. The record is from RefSeq and is a predicted model, not a curated record. The transcript has 3 exons. NCBI's taxonomy places the organism in Eukaryota, Metazoa, Arthropoda, Insecta, Hymenoptera, Apidae. The coding region runs from base 836 to 4729 and encodes 1297 amino acids.